AUGGCGUCACCAAACGAACACGAACACCCCCCACAACGGCCGGCGCAACGGGAACAACCACCAGAGUCCCCGCGCAAUGGCGACGAUGGCGCUGGGGGCUCAGGGCAGGAAAGCACACUCGAUAAUGCUUUUGGCCUCGCACCCCAGCAAACUAAACACCAACGACCGGCCCUUUUCUCAGACGACUACAAUGACGGCAACGACAACGCCUCCUUAACCUCAAUUCCUUCCAAUACCGCCUCUUCCGAAGCCGUAACCUCCCCGAGCGCCUCCAUCCCCCCAUACUGGUCGCACUCGCGCGCCGAACAGCAACAAGGCCAACUACGACCACAGACGUUGGGGCACUCGCGCGUGGUCUCUAGCGCUUCGGUCGAAUCCGUGCUACCCCCGGGCGCCAUCACACUACAAGACAACGAACGCGAUGACGAAGACGAAGAAGGGGACGGGAAUGGGGAUGGCGUCAAUGGCAACGGGACCGGGCGCGGAGCGGAGAGCGCCGGUCGACGGAGUAACAGUAGCGAGUUGUACGGGCGGGACCGCAACCGGGCGUGCUGGGCGCGCAGUGUGCGGGUGACGGACCAUGUUAUGGUCAAUGGGAGCACGACGAAUAUCGGGGCGUUUAUAGUGUGGAAUAUACGGGUCGAAACGUUGAAUGGCUCUUACAUGAACAUCUGCAAGCGCUACUCCGAGUUCGACGAUCUCCGCCACCGGUUGGUUCAAACCUUUCCGAAUUUUGAGGCGGCGGUGCCGGCGCUGCCGCCGAAGAGUGUGUUGAAGCGUUUCCAGCCGCGCUUUCUUGAGAAGCGGCGGGCCGGGUUGCAGUAUUUCUUGAACUGCAUCCUCCUCAACCCUGAGUUCUCUGGUUCUCCUGUGCUCAAGGAGUUUCUUUUCUGA
Messenger RNA from Dichotomopilus funicola, 894 nucleotides. Its product is annotated as Phox domain-containing protein. Lineage: Eukaryota; Fungi; Ascomycota; Sordariomycetes; Sordariales; Chaetomiaceae. The record is from RefSeq and is a predicted model, not a curated record. Gene Ontology annotation, cellular component: endosome. The transcript is spliced from 3 exons. Gene Ontology annotation, molecular function: phosphatidylinositol-3-phosphate binding. The coding region runs from base 1 to 894 and encodes 297 amino acids.